CGCAGUAACUACCGCUGCCCAACUCCAGACUCGAACACUUCACAGCUCAAUCACUCCACGAGAAACCGGCAAUGGAGAGCUUCAGCAGCGACUCCAUGGACUCACCGCUCGCAUCGCGCUGGGCAUCGGAUGGGGAGGCCUACGCGACGGUGUCGUCAGCACCGCCGAAGCGGCGGGCUGGGCGGACCAAAUUUCGCGAGACGCGACACCCCGUAUACAAGGGUGUCCGGCGCCGCAACGCCGAUAAGUGGGUCUGCGAGGUGCGUGAGCCCAACAAGAAGUCGAGGAUUUGGCUCGGGACGUUUCCGACCGCCGAGAUGGCGGCACGGGCGCACGACGUGGCUGCCAUGGCCCUCCGCGGCCGGUCGGCCUGCCUCAACUUUGCCGAUUCCCCGUGGCUCUGCCCCGUUCCCAGAUCGUCGAACCCGAAGGACAUUCAGAGGGCCGCGAUGGAGGCUGCGGAGGCCUUCCGGCCACAGACAGAGCCCGACGCUGAUAAGAGUAGAGAGGAUGCAACUAUGUCGAUGGCAGGGGGGCCGUCGUUGGCUACGGCGGAUGACCCGUUUUAUAUGGAGGAUGGACUCAAUUUUGGGAUGCAAGGGUACUAUCUGGACAUGGCUGCGGGGUUGCUGAUGGAGCCGCCACCAAUAUUGUACGCCGACGAGGAGGUGAGCGAUGGCGAUGUCUCGCUGUGGAGCUACUCCAUUUGAAGCCAGCGUCGCAUUUUUUGUACAGUAUAUAGUUUAAAAUGAACGGGACCUAUAGUUUUUUCAAAUGUGAUACAAGGUAAGAGGAAUUUGUCUGAAAAAUAUAUAGAGAGGGAGGAGAGAGAGAGAGAGAGAGAGCGACUGCUUAUAAGCUUCACCAGAAAAAAGAUAGCCGCGCUAAGUAUGGCAGAGUGAUGCUGUGAUAAGAAAAAAUGUAUAGCUGAACCAAAGUGAGAGAAUAGCAUAUAGAUUUGUAUUCUGGAGACAAUAUGUUUCCAUAAUCAUAAAAGACCAUUCUCAAAAUAUAA
This is a messenger RNA of Elaeis guineensis (African oil palm), 1015 nucleotides long. RefSeq names its product dehydration-responsive element-binding protein 1G. NCBI's taxonomy places the organism in Eukaryota, Viridiplantae, Streptophyta, Magnoliopsida, Arecales, Arecaceae. The record is from RefSeq and is a predicted model, not a curated record. Gene Ontology annotation, biological process: regulation of DNA-templated transcription. Gene Ontology annotation, molecular function: DNA-binding transcription factor activity; DNA binding.